Molecule: messenger RNA, 1950 nt
Organism: Carassius carassius (crucian carp)
Lineage: Eukaryota; Metazoa; Chordata; Actinopteri; Cypriniformes; Cyprinidae
Product: BUB3-interacting and GLEBS motif-containing protein ZNF207-like
Exons: 10
Coding region: 113-1429 (438 amino acids)
Cellular component (GO): nucleus
Source: RefSeq, a predicted model, not a curated record
UGUCAAUGCAUGGAAGAAGCUGUCGUCAUGUCCUAUUUUCUCCAUUUUAGUUUGGCUAAUGUUUUGGUAGGCGUCAGUUUGCUGUUCGCGGAAUAGGCUGACAAAAUAAAUAAUGGGGAGAAAAAAGAAGAAGCAGAUGAAGCCCUGGUGUUGGUACUGUAACAGGGAUUUUGAUGAUGAAAAGAUUCUCAUUCAGCAUCAGAAGGCCAAGCACUUUAAGUGUCACAUAUGUCACAAGAAGUUAUACACUGGUCCUGGUCUGGCCAUCCACUGUAUGCAGGUUCACAAAGAAACCAUUGAUGGUGUCCCUAAUGCAAUACCGGGAAGGACUGACAUAGAGCUGGAGAUCUAUGGAAUGGAGGGUAUUCCAGAUAAAGACGUGGAGGAGAGGAGACGUAUGCUUGAACAAAAAACACAGGAUAAUCAGAAGAAAAAACAGCAAGAUGACUCAGAUGAAGAUGACGAGGAUGAAGAGGCUGGUCCCUCCUUCCAGCAGCCAGCAACAACCGUUCAGCCACAGGGACCCUAUGUCCCUAUGACCCAACCAGGAAUGGCCCCUGUCCCAGCGCCAGGGAUGCCACUUGGAAGCUACUCCGGAAUGCCCCCAAUGAUGCCUGGUGUCCAUCCGAUGAUGCCAGGGAUGCCUCCUGUCAUGCCCAGAAUGCCUCCAGGCAUGAUGCCAAUGAGUGGGAUGAUGCCACCUACACAUGGGAUGCCCCCAAUGAUGCCUGGCAUGCCACCAGGAUUGCCUCCUCACAUGGGUCAUCACCCUGGCAUACCCCACAUGGCUCAGGCCCCUCCUACUACCACCCGGCCAGCUGUGCCUGCCACCACAGUGUCCACGCCACAGCCGAGUGUCUCCAAGCCACUGUUUCCCAGCGCAGGACAGGUCCAACAGGCUGGUUCUGGUGUAGCGGUGAGCUCCUCUGCACCACCUUCUGCUGCUCCCAAACCAACAUUCCCAGCUUACACCCAGUCCUCCGCCACUGCUGCGGCCAACACCAGCAGCACUGUGGCCAAACCGGGCACCCCAGUCACAAGUAAGCCUGCCACCCUCACCACCACCAGUGCAACCAGUAAGUUGAUCCACCCUGAUGAAGAUGUAUCACUGGAGGAGUUGCGAGCACAGCUGCCUCGCUACCAGUGUAAAAUCCCUAGUGCAGGACAGGCCCAUGUGACUUCCCCACCAGCUGCACCAAUGGGAGGUGUGUUGCCCCCUCAGCAGGGCAUUCCUGCACAACAGCCGGGUGUUAGGCAUCCCAUGCAAGGGCCAUAUGGUGCUCCGCCGCAGGGAGUUCCUGGGUACGUCCCAGGAGGAAUGCCUCCUUACGGUCAAGCCCCACCCAUGGUCCCUCCCUUCCAGGCCGCUCCCCCUCGGCCUGCCAUUGGCCUGAGACCUUCUGUAAUGUCUCCUGGAGGCCGAUACUGAAGCGUCACCACUGGUCUUCAUUAGGUUUGCUGAUUCAACCAUUUUACCAUCUAGUGGCGUGCUUUACAAUCCAGAUCAGUAACCGUAACCCUGCUUGCAAUGAGGAGAUGUGUAGCGCAUGGGACAUUUAAUUAUUAUUUGGACCUACCCUUUGUUGCAGAUCAUACAGUCUGGCUUUUCUCUCAUGUUUUGUUUAGGUUUUUAGAAGUGUAGUAAAUAUGGUUCGUAUUAAUUUGAAGCGACUGGAGUUUCGUACAGCACCUUUAUCAAGGCAAGUCACUGUAAAUAUACUACUGUACUAAAAGUGUGAAGCCUUCGCAGCACCCAUAUGUGCUGUUGGGCGUCCCGUCCCCAGCGUUGCUUGGUGAGGGCUUCAGAUAUCGGUCACUGUUGGAUUGAUUUUUCUAAGUCUGCUUGUCUACAUUUACAGUGUUCUCUCUGUAGGGCCAAUAACAAAAGGAUUGCUGUGAAUGCUAUCUGUACUGUUCCACUAUGACUUGUAAUAAACUAUUGAAAUCUAA